AUGGAGCCCCUUCCUCCCAAGCAGGAGUCGGCGCUGAAGGCCCUGGGGACAGAAGGUCUCUUUCUCUUUUCCUCCUUGGACACAGACCGGGAUAUGUACAUCAGCCCCGAGGAGUUCAAGCCCAUUGCUGAGAAGCUGACAGGGUCCGCUCCUGCGGGCGGCUACGAGGAGGCGGAACUGGCCCUCGACCCCAGUGAGGAGACGCUCACCAUAGAAGCCCGAUUCCAGCCUCUGCGCCCGGAGUCCAUGACCAAGAGCAAAGACGGGUUCCUGGGGGUCUCCCGCCUGGCCCUGUCCGGCCUCCGCAACUGGACAACGGCAGCCUCGCCAAGUGCGGUGUUCGCUGCCCGCCACUUCCGGCCCUUCCUUCCUCCUCGGGGCCGGGUGGAGCUGGGCGAGCCCUGGUGGAUCAUCCCCAGUGAGCUGAGCGUCUUCACCGGCUAUCUGUCCAACAACCGCUUCUACCCACCACCACCCAAGGGCAAAGAGGUCAUCAUCCACCGGCUCCUGAGCAUGUUCCACCCUCGGCCCUUCGUGAAGACCCGCUUUGCCCCUCAGGGGGCUGUCGCCUGCCUGACGGCCAUCAGCGAUUUCUACUACACUGUGAUGUUCCGGAUCCACGCCGAGUUCCAGCUCAGCGAGCCGCCUGACUUCCCCUUCUGGUUCUCACCUGGCCAGUUCACCGGCCACAUCAUCCUCUCCAAAGAUGCCACUCACAUCCGAGACUUCCGGCUCUUCGUGCCCAACCACAGGUCUCUGAACGUGGACAUGGAGUGGCUGUACGGGGCUGGUGAGAGCAGCAACAUGGAGGUGGACAUUGGCUACAUCCCCCAGAUGGAGCUGGAGGCCCUGGGCCCAUCGGUCCCCUCCAUGAUCCUGGAUGAGGAUGGCAACAUGAUCAACAGCCGUCCGCCCUCAGGGGAGCCCCUCCAGUUUGUGUUUGAGGAGAUCAAGUGGCAGCAGGAGCUGAGCUGGGAGGAGGCCGCCCGGCGCCUGGAGGUGGCCAUGUACCCCUUCAAGAAGGUCACCUAUCUGCCAUUCAUCGAGGCCUUCGACCACGCCAAGGCCAAGAACAAGCUGGUGCACUCAAUUCUGCUGUGGGGGGCCCUGGAUGACCAGUCCUGCUGAGGUUCGGGGCGGACUCUCCGGGAGACUGUCCUGGAAAGUUCGCCCAUCAUCGCCCUCCUCAAUGAGAGCUUCAUCAGCACUUGGUCCCUGGUGAGGGAGCUGGAAGACCUGCAGAAUGACCAGGAGAACCCGUCCCACAAGAAGCUAGCUGACCUGCACCUGGAGAAGUACAGCUUCCCCGUGGAGAUGAUGAUUUGUCUGCCCAACGGCACUGUGGUCCACCACAUCAACGCCAACCACUUCUUGGAUAUCACCUCCAUGAAGCCCGAGGAUAUUGAGAACAAUGUCUUCAGCUUCUCAUCCACCUUUGAAGACCCGUCCACGGCCACGUAUAUGCAGUUCCUGAAGGAGGGCCUUCGGCGUGGCCUGCCCCUCCUCCAGCCCUAG
Molecule: messenger RNA, 1515 nt
Organism: Odobenus rosmarus divergens (Pacific walrus)
Lineage: Eukaryota; Metazoa; Chordata; Mammalia; Carnivora; Odobenidae
Gene: SELENON
Product: selenoprotein N, 1
Exons: 11
Biological process (GO): skeletal muscle fiber development; calcium ion homeostasis
Cellular component (GO): endoplasmic reticulum membrane
Molecular function (GO): calcium ion binding
Source: RefSeq, a predicted model, not a curated record